This is a messenger RNA of Linum trigynum, 1016 nucleotides long. Lineage: Eukaryota; Viridiplantae; Streptophyta; Magnoliopsida; Malpighiales; Linaceae. The record is from the annotation of a GenBank genome assembly.
GCCCAGUAGAAGAAUUCCAUUAUUAAUUCUCUUUCCAACCAGACAUCUCCGAAAGGCCAAAUAAAAUUCUAUACCUAACCCCUCUUUCCUAAUUCUCUUCUGUCCGCCGCACCUUAUCUGACCGGCCUGAGUGUCCUCUCACUUCACUCUGCUCAAAAUUUCCCAAUUUCUAGGGUUUCUAUCUAUCUAUCUAUCUAUCUAUCUAUCUAUCCACGCAGAUUCAAGCUCUGGGCCGUCUGCUGCUUUCAUCUCGAUCACAGUUUGUCGAAUCCAAGCGAGGAGCACAAUGCAACAACCGGCAACCCCAAAUGCCGCCCGACCGAAAGACGGAAGCAGCGGCGAGAGCAAGCCGGCGGCGGCGAGGAAGAAGCCGCCGACGCCGCAGGAGCUGAUAUCCCACUACGAGACGCAGGGGAUGAGUUCGCACGAGGCUGCGAUGAAGGUAAUCGAAGACCUGCAGAACGUGCUGUUCAGGGUGGUCUCCGCCAACAGCAGCAAGGCGAAGAAGGACAAGGCCGCGGUGGAAGCGUCGCGGAAGAUUGACGUGGUGAACAGCAGGGUGUCGGUGGUGGACAUGAAGCUGGAUUCCAAGCCCGGCUACCUUGGAGCUUUCGGCGUCGGAAUCGCUUCGGGUGUGGCGUUGCGAGGGGUGGAGAAGGUGUUGCCCAAUGUGUUGGAAGGGAUUGGCCAAAUUUGGAGCGCUGUUGGGAGCGUCACCAAGCCUCCCACUUCGUCUUCUUCGUCGUAAACAAGGGGACAGUGUAAAGGAAGCAAAAUGUAGCUGAGGAGAUUGAAGCUUACCUUUUUUUUUUCUUCUUUCGGGUAGUAGGCGGAAUUGAGCUUUUUUUUUUUAUGCUUUGUUUAGGGAGGAAAUCACAAAUGAAUAAGACACACUAUUGGAUGAAUAAAUUUUUUCGUGUAGCUAAAUUGUACCUUGUCAACUUGAAAUCUUGCAUUCGUAAUUAGUAUAAACCACGAAGGAUUUUUUAUAAUUAGUAUAAACCAAGAUUAAUCCA